Molecule: messenger RNA, 411 nt
Organism: Oppiella nova
Lineage: Eukaryota; Metazoa; Arthropoda; Arachnida; Sarcoptiformes; Oppiidae
Source: the annotation of a GenBank genome assembly
AUGUUUCGGAUAUACGGAGGGAGUCUGAGAACAGGCUCCAUAUUCUCGCCGUAUGGGGACGGGAGGGUACUGUCUACUCAGGAUACGGUCGUUGUGUUCACCAACUAUAGACUGGGACCAUUCGGGUGGCUAUACGGGGGCACUGAGCAUGAGCCUGGUAACUUGGGACUAUACGAUCAAUUGCUGGCAUUGAAAUGGGUGAGAGAAAACAUUGACAAGUUUGGUGGCGAUCCCAAUCAGAUCGCAUUAUUUGGUGAGAGCGCCGGUAGUUGGUCCGUAUCGGGCCAUGUGUUGUCUCCCUUAUCUAGGGGGUUAUUCAAGAGGGCUAUACUAGAGAGCGGCACCUUAUUAGGCAAUAAAGACGUCAGGGUCUUAACAAAGAGAUUAACCCGUCAGCGCCCGACCAUAUAA